Drosophila kikkawai is the source of this 2004-nucleotide messenger RNA. It is a transcript of the gene Mocs1, whose product is annotated as Molybdenum cofactor synthesis 1. The record is from RefSeq and is a predicted model, not a curated record. Lineage: Eukaryota; Metazoa; Arthropoda; Insecta; Diptera; Drosophilidae. Gene Ontology annotation, biological process: Mo-molybdopterin cofactor biosynthetic process. Gene Ontology annotation, molecular function: metal ion binding; GTP 3',8'-cyclase activity; cyclic pyranopterin monophosphate synthase activity.
GCUGUUCGGAACCCUCGGAAUCAGCGGUAUAUAUAGCGUGAAGCAGACCAGGCAACGUGCCACUGGCAUAUGUAAUUGCUUAUCACACCGAACUGUCCGAAAUCGUUAUGUUCUCGGCGCUCUUCCAGUGACAGCGACAUCAACAUCCCUUUGGCCCCCCCCCGCGAACCGUUGGCUUUACGUAAGCCAAUUCAAUUGUUGUUCGUCGUUUAAAAUACGUUUUAGCUGAGAGAGCACAUUAAUCAAAAUAUACGUAAUGCGGCUACUGGCGAGACACGCGAUUCGGCUAUUGGGCCAGGAGAACGGACGCGGUGGAGCAGCAACAGCAAUCCGGCUAAAGGCCACAACCGGUUCUUUAAAGCUGGCCACAGCAAGUGCUCCAGCACUGGAGCAGCCGGCGGAGAAACAGGUGCAGAGAAAGUACUCGCCGCUUACGGAUACGUUUGGCAGACACCACACCUACCUGAGGAUCUCUCUCACCGAGCGCUGUAACCUGCGAUGUGACUACUGCAUGCCCGCCGAGGGCGUUCCCCUGCAACCCAAGCAGAAUCUGCUGACCACCGAGGAAAUCCUUCGCCUGGCCCGCAUAUUCGUGGAGCAGGGAGUCCGCAAGAUCCGCUUGACGGGCGGAGAGCCCACAGUCAGGCGGGAUAUAGUUGAAAUAGUGGCCCAGAUGAAGGCUCUGCCGCAGCUGGAGCAGGUUGGCAUAACUACCAAUGGACUGGUACUCACCCGCCUGCUUCCAUCGCUCCAGAGAGCAGGACUAGAUUCGCUCAACAUCAGCCUGGAUACGCUGAAGAGGGAUCGCUUUGAGAAGAUAACACGGAGGAAGGGAUGGGAGCGGGUCAUAGCUGGCAUAGAUCUGGCUGUCCAACUGGGCUACACUCCCAAGGUCAACUGUGUCCUGAUGCGGGACUUCAAUGAGGAUGAAAUCUGUGAUUUUGUAGAGUUCACCAAGGAUCGUCCGGUGGAUGUGCGCUUCAUUGAAUACAUGCCCUUCUCCGGCAACAAAUGGCACACAGAGAGACUGAUAUCCUACAAAGAUACCCUCCAGGCCAUUCGGGAAAGGUGGCCGGACUUUCAGGCUCUGCCCAAUGGUCCCAACGACACUUCCAAGGCCUACGCAGUGCCCGGAUUCAAGGGUCAGGUGGGCUUCAUCACCUCGAUGACGGAACACUUUUGUGGAACCUGCAACAGACUUCGGCUCACCGCCGAUGGGAACAUUAAGGUGUGCCUGUUUGGAAACAAAGAGUUCUCCUUGAGGGAUGCCAUGCGCAGGGAAGACAUAACCGAAGAGCAGCUGGUGGACUUCAUUGGAGCGGCAGUGCAGCGCAAGAAGCGACAGCAUGCAGGUGCUGCUCCACUGAUCCAUCAUCAUCAUCGCCACCACUAUCUCUAUCAUCUCUAUCAUGCUUACCAGCCUUCAAGGCAGCAGCUCCAGAUCAGAAACUGCAGCAGCCAUCUCACCCAUGUCAAUGCCCAGGGCAAGGCCCAAAUGGUGGAUGUGGGUGCCAAACCUUCGACCACAAGAUUAGCUCGAGCCGAGGCCACUGUCCAGGUGGGCGAACGGCUCACCCAGCUCAUAGCGGCCAACGAGCUGGCCAAAGGAGAUGUUCUGACGGUGGCCCAGCUGGCUGGCAUCAUGGGAGCCAAACGCACAUCGGAACUCAUUCCCCUGUGCCACAAUAUCAGCCUGUCCUCUGUCAAAGUGCAGGCCACACUUCUGAAGAGCGAACAAUGCGUCCGUUUGGAGGCAUCGGUUCGCUGCUCCGGCCAAACUGGCGUGGAGAUGGAGGCCCUGACCGCAGUCUCUGUGGCUGCCUUAACCGUGUACGACAUGUGCAAGGCCGUUUCCCAUGACAUCUGCAUCACCAACAUCCGGCUGCUGAGCAAAACUGGAGGGAAAAGGGACUUCCAACGGGAUGAGGCAGCUAAGGGAAUACAAGCUCCCAUUGAAGGAGAUCUCCAAUAAAUCACAAGACGCCCUUUCAUUUCGUUACAGAA